UCAAAAGCUGGCAAGAGUAAUAGGAGUCAAUUGCCGUACAAUCAUACCAAUGGGUCUCGCUCAUUUCCUAUCGCAAUGGCUGCUAUGGUAGCAAAAGAUGGAGAGUUGGAUUUCCCAAAGUUCUAUGAGGACAGCCACACUUCAAAGAAAACGAAUGACUGGAUCCAUCCAAAAUGCCGUGAGCUGCAUCAAGAGAUGGUCAAUGUACAAGCGGCUGCCAUCGAGUCGGGGACGCCAUUGACACAAGAGGAGAUUUCAAGACAAGUGCUUGGACAGAAGAAAAGGUACUUGCUUGGAUUUGGGAGUGGCCCACAACCGUCUACCAUAUUUGCAACACGAGCACACGAUAAGGACAUGGAGGCAAUGCGAGCUGAGGUGGAGGCACUUCGUGAGGAGCGGCAAAAGGAUCAUGACGAGUUAAUGAAAGAGCGAGAGGAGCGCGAGAGAUGUUACAAUGAGCUGUUGAAAGAACGAGAGGAGCGCAUUCAAUUAUCCAAUGAGAUGUUGAAAGAGCGGGAGGAGGGACAAAAGGCAAGGGACGAGACAAAUACAAAGGUCGAGCAUCUCAAUAACGUAGUCGCCAAACUGUCACAACUCUUGGGAAUCUAAGUUGGGCAUCCGACGUUUGGUUUUUGGUAAGAACAAUUUC
Molecule: messenger RNA, 649 nt
Organism: Camellia sinensis
Lineage: Eukaryota; Viridiplantae; Streptophyta; Magnoliopsida; Ericales; Theaceae
Source: RefSeq, a predicted model, not a curated record